Ctenopharyngodon idella (grass carp) is the source of this 2606-nucleotide messenger RNA. RefSeq names its product UDP-glucuronate decarboxylase 1 (gene uxs1). Gene Ontology annotation, cellular component: cytoplasm. Gene Ontology annotation, biological process: D-xylose metabolic process. The transcript has 15 exons. Gene Ontology annotation, molecular function: NAD+ binding; UDP-glucuronate decarboxylase activity. Lineage: Eukaryota; Metazoa; Chordata; Actinopteri; Cypriniformes; Xenocyprididae. The record is from RefSeq and is a predicted model, not a curated record. The coding region runs from base 644 to 1900 and encodes 418 amino acids.
UUAAUCGAUAGCAGAAAGCAUCGCUUAUGUUAUUCUGCUCUCAGAAUCUGAUGUGGAGUCGCUUUAUCGCUCUAUCGCUAAAUAUAAACACCGCUGGACUUUUGAUAAAUGACAUUAGAUUAUCGAUAAAAGUGAGCAUUGGACUAGACAGAGCAUUUAAACAGAACCCCGUUAUAUUGCAUGAUUUACAGUAGUUAGUUAGCAUCUCUAGCUACAGGUCCACAGUCAUGACGCUACAUUGCUAACUGACCUAAGAGAAAUAACUGUUAACCAAAAUGCCGUUUUACUUUCUUUAAGCGAUAAACUGGAUUCACCCGGAUGCCUGUUGAACAUACACGCGUUGGACUACUUAAAUAUAUUGUUUUGACGCGGAAGCUGUUUUGAGAAUAAGUUAGCCUAUUUAGCUGUGUGUUGCUGCUGCAUAUAUAUAUAUAUAUAUAUAAACUUUAGUAUUUCACCACAUAAUUCAGUUAUAACUCAGUUAUCGUGUAUGUUUGGGAACUAAAUACUAAAGCGCGUCCCCAGUAUUUUAUUUGUAAGCAUCAGGCUUGAGUCUCAUGUAAGGUAAAUGAGUGUGUAAUAGAUGAGAGAGAGAGAGAUGCAGCGGUGGUAAGGAAGAGCUCAAUGCCGUGUGUGCUGGAGGAUGAUGCGGAUGAGCUGGAUGAUCACAGUCAUUAACAGAAGAAUGAUGAAGAUCCUGAUCGCCCUCGCUCUCAUUGCUUACAUCGCCUCUGUUUGGGGAACCUACGCAAAUAUGAGGUCUAUACAGGAACAUGGAGAAAUGAAGAUUGAACAGAGGAUAGAUGAGGCAGUGGCACCUCUCAGGGAGAAGAUACGGGAACUUGAGCUUAGUUUUACCCAGAAGUACCCACCUGUGAAAUUCUUAUCCGAGAAGGACAGAAAGAGGAUUUUGAUCACAGGUGGGGCAGGAUUUGUGGGCUCUCACCUAACUGAUAAGCUGAUGAUGGAUGGUCAUGAGGUGACUGUGGUGGAUAAUUUCUUCACUGGCCGCAAGCGCAAUGUAGAGCACUGGAUUGGCCAUGAGAACUUUGAGCUGAUUAACCAUGAUGUGGUGGAGCCUCUCUAUAUCGAAGUUGACCAGAUAUAUCAUUUGGCCUCGCCUGCAUCGCCACCCAAUUACAUGUACAACCCAAUCAAGACACUGAAGACGAAUACUAUUGGUACUCUCAACAUGCUAGGAUUGGCCAAGCGAGUCGGAGCUCGCCUGCUCCUUGCUUCCACUUCAGAAGUGUAUGGAGAUCCAGAGGUACAUCCCCAGAAUGAGGAGUACUGGGGUCAUGUGAACCCUAUCGGUCCCCGGGCCUGUUAUGAUGAGGGAAAGCGUGUUGCUGAGACGAUGUGCUACGCCUACAUGAAACAGGAAGGAGUGGAGGUGAGGGUGGCGCGGAUCUUCAACACCUUCGGAUCUCGCAUGCAUAUGAAUGACGGGCGAGUGGUCAGUAAUUUCAUUCUGCAGGCUUUACAGGGGGAGCCCCUGACGGUUUACGGUUCAGGCUCUCAGACAAGAGCUUUCCAAUAUGUGAGUGAUCUGGUGAAUGGCUUGGUGUCCCUGAUGAACAGUAACAUCAGUAGUCCAGUUAACCUGGGCAAUCCAGAGGAACACACCAUAUUGGAGUUUGCGCAACUUAUUAAGAGUCUAGUUGUGAGCCGCAGUCAUAUUCAGUUCCUUCCAGAAGCACAGGAUGAUCCACAGAGAAGACGACCAGACAUCCGCAAAGCCAAAAUGCUUCUGGGCUGGGAACCUGUGGUGCCACUGGAGGAAGGCUUGAACAAAACCAUCCAGUACUUCAGCAGAGAGCUGGAGCAUCAAGCCAAUAAUCAGUAUAUACCUAAACCCAAGGCUGCACGCAUGAAAAAAGGAAGACCCAGACACAACUGAUGAAUUGUUUAUCUCAGGGAUGCUGGGAUACUAGAGGACCUUAGACGUCCAGCAGCCAUUUUACAGUGUGGGUUUCCCACCUCCCACUUACAGAUACAUGUUUUUGAAAAAAGGAAUUUUUCUCAUGUUUUUCGCAAAUGUUUUGAAAAGCAGCUCAGGCAGAGAGCUGUCUCUAAAGAGUUUGUUUUUCAGUCAAAUGUGCCUCAGAGAAAUCCAAUUUUCAAACUUUGCCUUGCACUUUGGUUUGUCAGUCGUCUGUCUGUUAUUUAAAGCAAGCUUAGAUCAUCUUGUGCAUUUUUUGUUGUGUGUUUACAUUCUGUGCCGUUUUAAUUCAUGUGAUCUGGGUGGGGUUUUUUUUUGUUUGUUUGGUUUUUUUUUUGUUUUUUUUGGAUUUUUUUUUUUUUAUCUUUGUCAAAGCUAGCAGUGUUUUUUUGAAUGGACGCCUGUAGAAAAUUAUGGAAAUUAGCAAUUUCAAAUUAUUUAAAGAUCUUGAAUGUCUGGUCUGGAGCAGGAAACCUCAUCCUGCUUUGUCCUGAAAUUUGAGGAAACAGAUGACAGAAAAGCUUUGGAAAAUGUUCUUUGUGCUUUAAUCUUUGUGAUGAUUUUGAGCAAAAGCUGUUGUUACCUUUGUGAAACUUCAUACAGAACUUUGAACCUAUAAUUGAUUUCAGGUGAAAAGAAUAUUUUAAUAAAAUAUUUACUGUGA